Molecule: messenger RNA, 1563 nt
Organism: Kogia breviceps (pygmy sperm whale)
Lineage: Eukaryota; Metazoa; Chordata; Mammalia; Artiodactyla; Physeteridae
Source: RefSeq, a predicted model, not a curated record
AUGGUGCUGGCCGAGGCAAGCUGGCGGCCCCUUAUGAACCCACUCGGGUCUGGGGGCCUCGGAGCCCUUCUGGGCCCCACCGUCCAGGCCCCUGGCUCUGAAUCUGGACCCGGGUUUGUGCCCCAGCUGGGAGUCGAAGAGUACCCCGGGCAACCGGCUGAGUCCCACGGUGUUCCUGGGGGAUCCAGACGCCACCGCCUGCCGCGGGGGAGCCCAGAUGUCCGGCCCCCAGUCCCUGCCCCUCUGGAGACUGUAGCCCACCCUGGCCCCCACUUCAAGGAGCAGAGUCUAGCCGUGAACCCACCAGGUCCAGGGAGCUUGGCGGCCAGCGUGGGCUCUCGGGAUCCCCUCGCCAAGGCAGCCACGCUCUCCCCGCAGGGACCCCUGGCAGCCACGCCACCCGGCGCUGUGUGGGACAUGAGCGCCGUAGCCUCCGAGGGGCCGCAGCUGGACGGCCCCAGCAGGCUGGCCCAGAGAGCGCAAGCCACCACGAGAGUCUGGGCUACUUGCCCUUCCUUGGCCACCAUCUACUUCCUCUUUGUCAUCUUUGCCAGGUCCACCAUGCACUGCCACCAGCGCCUGGCCCUGGUGCCCGCCCCCUGGGCCUACCCGGGCCGCGUGGUCCUGUUCCCCAGACACCUGCCCUGGGGCGGGGGGGGGGGCAUGUCCACCAUCAACUCCAAAGGCCGCCUGGGGAACCAGACGGGGGUGGGGGUGGGGGUUGCCACGCUGUACGCCCUGGCCAAGAUGAACGGGCGGCCGGCCUUCCUCCCACCCCAGACGCACAGCACGCUGGCCCCCAUCUUCAGAAUCACCCUCCCCGUCCUGCACGACGCCACGGCCAGCAGGAUCCCCUGGCAGAACUACCCCCUGAACGAGAUGGAGGACCGGUACCGACACAUCGCGGGCGAGUACGUGCGCCUCACCGGCUACCCCUGCUCUUGGACCUUCUUCUACCACCACCUCCGCGCCGAGGUCCUCCGGGAGUUCACCCUGCACGACCACGUGCGCGAGGAGGCCCACGAUCUCCUGCGGGCUCUGCGGGCCAAGUGGGCCCGGCAGGCCUCCUUCGUGGAGGUCCACGUGCGCGGGGUCGGGGGGGACCACGUCCGAGUCAUGCCCAACGUGUGCAAGGGCGUGGCGGCCGACCGGCGAUACCUGCAGCAGGCCCUGGACUGGUUCCGGGCUCGCUACCCCUCCCCCGUCUUCGUGGUCACCGGCGACCACGUGGCCUGGCGCCGGCAGGACGUCCACAGCUCCCUCCGGGACGGGACGUGGUGUUUGCCGGCAGGGCUCGCCCGCCAGGGACUUUGCAGCGUAAGCACACCGUCGUCACUGUGGGCUGCCUCCCUCGCGGGUGGGAACACCAUCUAUCUGACCGACUUCCCCCUGGCCGGCUCCCCCUUCCACGUGGUCUCUAAGCCCCGGGUGGCCCUCCUGCCGAAGUGGGUAGGCACCGCGGGCAACCUGGGGCAGGCUAGCCCCCGCUCACGUCCCUGCCUCACCCUCGGGCCCUACAGCAGUGUGUGGGGUGCAGCGCGGGGGCUUUCACGCCUGAGUUGA